Molecule: messenger RNA, 2156 nt
Organism: Bombina bombina (fire-bellied toad)
Lineage: Eukaryota; Metazoa; Chordata; Amphibia; Anura; Bombinatoridae
Product: coiled-coil domain-containing protein 17-like
Exons: 13
Coding region: 95-1996 (633 amino acids)
Source: RefSeq, a predicted model, not a curated record
UAAUCAAAAUGUUUACUGCAAAUGAAGUAGCUUAACACAAUUGUUUUUUACUUGGUAUAUUUUCUGCUGAACAAUCACGCUUUAAAGUGCAAAAAUGGCAGAUUUUUUAAGGUGCCCCAGUUGCAAUAUGACAUUUAAAUCAACUUUGUUACUUGAAAAGCACAGAGAAAAGUUUUGUAUUGGAGGAGACAUUGGAAAAGUAAGAGAAACACAGACCCCAGAGGAAAUGGUUAACAGGCUGAGACAUAGGAGAAAAAAUGAUGAACAAAAGGAGCAACCUAAACUAACAGAAAUAAACAAUGAAAUAUUAAUGGAUUGCAUGUCAGAUACAGGAGACAGCAAGAAAGCUGUAGGAAAGAUGAGCGAAAACCAUAAAGGAGACUACAGGUUACAUGAUCAUGAAACACAACUACGUUUUCUAGCAGAGGCUCAUAGCAAACAAAUUGAAGAAAUUAUGUCUCAAAACAGGCUUUUGGAAAAGCAGAGAGAUGAUAUUGUUCAAAGAUUGAAUGAAAUAGCUGCUCAGAGUAAAAAUAAUGUCUAUCUUGAGAAAAUGAUAAAACAUCUGAAUACCCAGGAACAAAAGAAUGAACAACUUUUAGCAUCCAUGAAGCAGAAGAUAGACAUGCUGCAAUUAGACUCAAUGAAAAGGAGAGGUUAUACAAGACAAAGUGAGCUCUCUGCAAAACACAAGACAGAAAAAACUCAACCAUCCUUUCAGCAAUCUUAUAUCCCCUUUUAUGGUGGUGGAGGCUUAUUGGCUGAAAUAAGUGCCUUACGUCUGAAUUACCUGCAGAAUGGAGGAAAUGACCAGGUGAUUUUGGCACACUUACAGGAUCUGUUAGCAGAGGCACAUCAGAUAGAACAGCGAGGAAAACGUAUGCAACCUGUGCAUAAGAAGCAAAAAAAAACACAUGAGCCUAACAAAUGGCAUUUGAAUGAGAAGCUAAUUACACUUGAAAUUGAAAACCAGCAACUAGAGGACCAACUCUUUAAACUUCAACUUCAAAGGCAGAAGACCGUAAGGUUUCCCAAGACAUCAAAUGGAGAAAAUGGUUUUCAAUUGCCAAGAUUCAUGAAAGGGCAGGCGAACCAGAAAAUAAAUACCUUAAAUGCAGAACUGGAACUUUUAAAGCAAGAAAUGGAAAUUCAGAGGAUAAAGCGUCAAAUAAAAACUGCCAUUACUCAGAAACCUGCACCUCAGCAAACAGCUCUCCCUCUUAUGGAACAAAAUAAACCUGGAACUACAAACUCUGCAAAAUAUUUCCUAAAUUAUAAUUAUGGACUGGAGCCUGCUCCAUAUGACCCUAUCACUGGGUUUGUAGUGUUUUAUGACUAUCUUCUUGGACUUGAUCCGACGUACCGAGUUUGCCGACUGGCUGUGACUCUUUGCAGUGGGGGGCAGGAGAUGGGAAUUCCUACACCAUUACCCCCCGUUUAUUGUGAAGCUGGCCAGCUAUCCACAUCACAUGACCACAAGAAACAGAAUGUGGCAGUGUUAGCCACAAAGCAAGCUGUACCCAGGGUGAGGCCCUCCCCAAACAUAUCUCUAGUAAUAGAGGUACAAGCUUCAGGAGGUUAUGACCCUUAUGGGCAGGAGGUCAGUCGCCUAAUUUCUCGAGGAUGGGUAAAGCUGGAUAUUUUUGAUAACCAAAAUCGAGUCAUCAGUGGACACUGGAAAGUUCCUAUUCGCAUCCUCCCAGUUAAACCUUCUCUAACUACAGGAUCAAUGAAUGGAGUACCUCAGUUGGAAAAUACAGAGUUAUACAUUCGCCUGGUAAAUGCAAGAGAUGCCGAUGCACAAAGCCUUUACCCAAUUGACAUAAACAAUUCUGUAUUGUAUAAGUACCCACCCUUGACUGCAGCGUAUUUGUUUCCAGAAGAUUCUCAUCUCCCGACAUCAUACUACAAUUCACUGUACAGUUUCCCCAAUAUGCAGUCCACUUACGGUGAUGUUGAUUCUCCCCCAUCACGAAACCGAAUAAGGACACAAUAAAAUGUUGUAUUAAAACAGAAUUUACUAUUUAUUUUUGGCUUUUAAUUAUACCCGUGUGCAAUAAAAUGUUAACAGAUUGCAGCAGUAGUAAGAAUGAAUUGUGAAUUACAUUUUACUGAGAUUUUUAAAUAUUGUUAAUAAAUUCCAAUGCUUCUCAUAA